Molecule: messenger RNA, 1503 nt
Organism: Moneuplotes crassus
Lineage: Eukaryota; Ciliophora; Spirotrichea; Euplotida; Euplotidae
Source: the annotation of a GenBank genome assembly
ACAUGGGCUGCUGCAGUUCAAACAAGAAAAUUCACAAGCCUCGGCUCCAACAUCGGAGCAUCAUCAGAACGGGAAGCUUCAAGCAGAUUCGCGAGAAGUACACCAUCCAUCCCAAACUCAUGGGCACUGGAACCUACGGAAAAGUGUUUCUGGGCUCAACUGCUGCGACGAAGGUGGCUAUCAAGACUUUAUCUAAAAAGAACUUGACUGAGGGAGAAAUAGCUUUAAUAAAAGACGAAAUUAAGAUCCUGCAGUCUCUGGAUCACCCCAACAUCAUCAGGUACCAUGAAACAUACGAAAAUGAAAAAUUCUUUUACCUUGUAAUGGAAUAUUGAGAAGGAGGAGAGCUGUUUGACAAACUAACUUCAAAAGAGAAGAAAUUUACUGAACAAGACGCUGCAAAAAUAAUGAGGAAACUAUUCCACGCUAUUAGUCAUUGCCAUGCACAAGGAAUUACACAUAGAGACUUAAAACCUGAAAAUAUAAUGUUUAACAAGAAAUCGAAUGAUGAAAUCUCUGAAGUUAAAAUUAUAGACUUUGGGCUUUCUCAGCAAAACCAGGGCGAGAAAAUGAAUUUGAUCUGAGGAACGCCUUAUUACGUCGCACCAGAAGUAUUUGAUAAUAAUGGGUAUGGAAGCGAAUGUGAUAUAUGGUCCCUUGGAGUCAUCAUGUAUAUUUUACUCUCAGGUUACCUUCCCUUUCAUGGUAGCAACCUCGCUGAAAUAUGCGAAAGCAUCAUAGAGAAGGAGCCUAAUUUUGAUAGAGAUUGAUGGAAAAAUAUUUCAAAUGAAGCUAUUGAUCUCAUUAAAAGUUGUUUACAGAAAGAUCCCAAAAGUCGCGUCACAGCUUCAGAAGCUUUAGACUCAAAAUGGUUUUCCGAAAUUGAGGAUAAGGAGGCAAAUCAGUUAUCAGACGCAGUCUAUGAAUCCCUCAAGGCCUAUGAUGCUAACUCAGUGCUUAAAAAGGAAGCUAUGAACAUCCUUGUUACAAUGCUCAAGGAUGAUGAGAUUGAGGACCUUCGGGAACAAUUCCGAAAAAUUGAUAAAGACUACACUGGAACGAUCUCAGCCCAAGAACUUGAAGAUUCUAUCAGGAAGAUGGGGAAAGAAAUAACUGCUAAGGAGAUAAAGAAGAUCAUAUCAAAGGUGGACUAUCUCGGUAAUGGAGAGAUAAACUACAGUGAAUUCUUAGCUGCUACCAUCUCAGCACAGAAUGUAUUGACUAGUGAAAUGCUCUAUGCCCUCUUUAAGCAUUUUGAUACAGAUGGAUCUGGAUUUAUCUCCCCUGAAAAUAUCAAAGAAGCUAUUGAGAAAGCAGGCAGGGUCAUCUCUAAAGAAGAAAUUAACAUGAUUCUUAAGGAACAUGACAUUGAAAGAGAUGGUAAGAUCAGCUUCGAUGAGUUUAAAGUUAUGAUGGGUAUUUUAAAAGUCGAUGAAAUCCAAAGAACUUUAAUUGAAUAAUAUUUAACAAGUUAAUGAAUUAUUUUAGAAGGCCUGAACUUCA